Messenger RNA from Daphnia pulicaria, 1938 nucleotides. RefSeq names its product leucine-rich repeat-containing G-protein coupled receptor 5-like. The record is from RefSeq and is a predicted model, not a curated record. Gene Ontology annotation, molecular function: protein binding. The transcript has 3 exons. Lineage: Eukaryota; Metazoa; Arthropoda; Branchiopoda; Diplostraca; Daphniidae. The coding region runs from base 49 to 1710 and encodes 553 amino acids.
ACUAUUUUCGACACUCUCAGUUCGUGUUUGUGUUGCGUGAAAUCGAAAAUGAAAGCUUUCGCCGUGUACUAUCUGCUAUUCUCUUUAUUCGCUGUAGGAAUAUCGCAAAAUAUUAAAGACAACGGGAGUUCAAAAGGUUCAUCGAAGUUCCAGACGAACUGUGCAUUCCCAACGUCCACGUCAGCCCUUUGUACCCACUGGCCGAAUGCAAAAUCUUUGAACAAAGAGGUUGUCUCUUUAACGAUUACCAUGGCAAACAUAGGACGGGUUUCUUCAUCAAUGAUUAUUAACCUUGAUUUAAAUCUCAUUGGACUGCAAAUGGCUAAAUGUAAUAUAUCUUACAUUGAACCUGACGCUUUCAGUACUCUUGUUAGUCUAAAGGAGAUAAACUUGAGUGGAAACCGCCUGGCGUACAUUCCCUCUGGGCUUUUUGCCAAUACUAUUGUGAAAAUAGAUUUGAGCAACAACAAUCUAGAGAAUCUUGACGGCGGCCUAUUUCAAGAACUUCAACAUCUUAAUGUUCUUGAUCUAAGCGGUAACCGCCUUUCAAGCUUUCCAACAAAUCUUCCCAGGGUUCUCACUCACCUUUACUUGGAAAGCAACUUGAUAACUGAAGUUCAAAGCGGCGUAAGGCUGUCUAACUUACAGCAUUUAAACCUUUGCCAAAACAGAAUCAACCGUUUAAAAUUUACCGAAAUGGGCUGUUCCAAGCUUCACUCUUUGUGCUUGGACGAUGGAGUAGUUCGCCUGAUACAUGCAGAUGCAGGAUUUCAUCAAUUGGUCAGCCUACAGGAAUUUACAAUAAAAGGACAAAAAUCUAGGAAUGAAAAAUUGGCUGUCGAACACCUGAGAAGCAUCGGCGGUUGUACAAAACUCCAAAAGCUGAGAAUUGAAAGAUGCGACCUGGUUUCCUUAGAAGUUUUGGCUCAAUUCAGUGAACUUGAAACACUUGGGUUGAAGGAGGUUUAUGUGGAGACUACUCUCUCCCCUUACUUUUUUAAUGGCUGCUCAAAUUUGAGGACACUUGAUUUGACAGGCAGUGCCUUACUCGCUCAGUCGAUUCUAGGAAAUCAAGACAUCAGAAUCAAGUUGCAAAAAUUACGCACGCUGACGGCAAGAGAUUGCAACAUUGACAAUUUGAAUUGGAUACCCGAAAGAAUCGACAUAACUUCUCCGUCUGGUCCCUUACCCUUUCCGUCGCUCUUGAAUGUGGACAUUUCUGGCGAUAACAAUUUCAAUUGCAAUGACCAGCAUGUAAAGCAAGCACUUUGCCGCUUUGAUAACUUAAAGCGGACUGAAAAUCCACAAGGGAAGAUCGUUAACAGGAAAUUUAUACUUGAAAACGCAAAUAACACAAACUGUCGCCAACAAAUGGCAGCACAAUCCAUUCUCCAAAUGAAUUUCAAUGACUGUGAGGAAGAAACUGGUUUUCCGUAUUCUGGACAACCAGAUAUUGCGACGCCAAGCAGUAAAACUGAUGGCGAAUCAGUGACGGAGGAAAUUUUCAAACCUAGAACUGAUGAUGAAGAGGCGCAUUCCUACACCAUAUAUAUAGUUUUGGGUGUCCUAUUAAUCCUUUUUAUUGUGCUGGUUGUUUUGGCUUUUUAUUUUUUUAAAAAGCGUCGAAGUCAAACUGUUAAAGUUCCUGACUGUAGUACCACGACUAAACAAAGUUUUGACAACCCACAAUCCAUUCAAAGUGAAGUGUAGGGGGCACGACCGUGAACUAAACCGUCGAAAUUGCCUGUCUCGUAAAUUUCCAUUUCGAGAAAUAAUUAGUAUACUAUCGGACAGCAAUAUUUUGUCAUGAUUAUUUGCUGUUUACGUAAAAGUUUAACUUCUUUGUAUUGUAAUCGCAGUUUGUAUUACCCGAUGUGAAAUGUAAUGAACUAUUGAUUGUAACACGCUAUAUUAUCUAAUAAACGAGUACGAGUACGA